UAUGCGCCUGCGCAGUCCUCGACGCAGGCGCCUCUUCCACCGCCAGCCUUUGUUUCCAAGCGGGCCGGUUUCCCAGGCAGCUUGGCGGCAGCAGAGGGGGGCGUGGUUAUGUAGAUGAGUUAGCGGAGGUGGGCGGGGCCGCGUGUGGCAUUAUUAUUAUUGGCGGCGGCAGGAGCAGCGUUAGUUGAGCCGUCAGUUCGUGCUGGGCGCUCGCGAAGGGAGGAGCUGCCGUGAGGCCCUACAGCGAGCGCCUCCUCCCGAACCCCCGUCCGUCCUGCCGAGCCCCGAGGAUGAUAAACACCCAGGACAGUAGUAUUUUGCCUUUGAGUAACUGCCCCCAACUACAGUGCUGCAGGCACAUUGUCCCAGGGCCUCUGUGGUGCUCCUGAUGCCCCUCACCCACUGUCGAAGAUCCCCGGUGGGCGAGGGGUUGGCAGGGAUCCUUCUCUCUCAGCUUUGAUAUAUAAGGAUGAGAAGCUCACUGUUAACCAAGAUCUUCCAGUGCACGAUGGGAAGCCACACAUUGUCCACUUCCAGUACAAAGUUACGGAAGUAAAGAUCUCCACCUGGGAUGCAGUGCUAUCCAAUCAGAGUCUUUUUGUGGAAAUCCCUGAUGGUUUAUUAGCUGAUGGGAGUAAAGAAGGAUUAUUAGCACUGUUGGAAUUUGCUGAAGAAAAGAUGAAAGCAAGUUAUGUCUUUAUUUGCUUCCGAAAAAGCAGAGAAGACAGAGCUCCUUUACUGAAGACGUUCAGUUUUUUGGGCUUUGAAAUUGUGAGGCCUGGCCACCCCUGUGUCCCAUUGCGGCCUGAUGUGUUGUUCAUGGUGUACCCCCUGGAUCAGGUUUCGUCUGAGGAUGAUUAGACGGAGCGCAGCACGUCAUUGGGACCUGGACAUGCGUCAGAGACAAGAGGGGGCUAAAACUCUCCUGAGGAAAGGAAAAACAAAAUUCUUCUGGACUGAAACUGCAUUACUUAUUGUUAGAGUGACCUGUAUAUCUUCUGAGUUGACUUUUCCAUUGAAAUGUGUUACCUAGCGAAUAAUAUAAAGUCUGCACAUGUAAUCGCACAAUAGUAAACGGAAGAUAAAUGGAGCCCUUUCAUACGCAGCUCUGUGGUCUGCUGGUUAGCCUAGUGGAGGCAUGCCGAGUCCAGCCACGCGCUGGGCAAGGAGCCUGCAGGCGAAGAGAGGGGCAAGCCUCCUUAACAUUGGGCUUUCUGUUCAUUUCAUUAUUGGGCUUUCAUUUUCAAUAACUGUAUAUUUAUACGUAGGCUCUUAAGCAGCAGACAUGCUCUGAGUGUAGAGCUGUGAGGAAAAUUAACACUUGUUAGCAAACUGUAGGUGGCACCACUGGGGUAACCAACCGUGGGUUUCUGAAAAGCUUUUGUGCUCUUUUGUUUUCUUAUGUUAUUAACACUGCUUCAGAACAGCCUCCAGUUAAUAGGGGCAAUAAACAAGUAAAGCUGCCCCUUGAUUUUCAAGAAUGAGCUACACAAGCCUUUCAGGGAUUGUGGUAGUUAUUUCUUCGGUCCCUGUAUUAUAAUCUUUUGGGUAUAAACAUGGGAAGCAUUGAGAUAAGUGAGGGAAGAGAAGUUCACCUGUCUAGCUCCCCAGAAGCUCUGAUGGAUGCCCGUGCAGCCAAUGGUUCCCAGAGUGCUUAUAGGCAACAAUCUGAUCUCGUGCUUUGCUGUUCUUAGUCUUCAGUCCUAUGCUGUUUCACUGUGAACUAAGCCCCAUAAUACCAAGGGCAGGCUGUUUCAGAAAACUCUUCCUAAAAGUAGUUUGUGUGGUUGAAAUUCCAUGUGUCACAUCUUUCCCUAAGUAGUCUUGUUUUGGAUAUUAGAUGACAGCUAUCAUGCUUAUCUUUCUUUGAACAGUCAGUUCCUUCAAAUUUCACAAUAUACAAUUCCAACACUUUUGUUUGUCUUAUUUACUGAUGUGGUUCUUAUAGUGUUAUCUGAAAGUGGUAAAAAGAGGCCUUAUCUGUAUUGGUUUGUCAUUCUCAUUAAUGCUUAAUGCGAGUAAUUCCUAUUGCUAAAAAGAAAACUGUGCAGCCUAGAACAUCUGUGCAAAAUCAACAGCUGUUACUUUGUGUUGCUAUUGUCCCAGGUAUUAGACUUAAAUUCUCUCAUCAGAGGUCACCUAGGACUAAUCAGUAUGUUUCUCACUGUACAGUUGAGGAGUGUCUUUUUAAUCAUGAUUGAUAUAAUGAAAUAACAGUAGGAAGAGGAUGGGAGUAGUACAGAAAUAAAUGGAAGAACCUGUUCUCUUCCAGUCCCGAAGCAGAACUGAUACCAUCAUUUUAAAGAAUGAUCCAAAUAAUGCUGUCUUAUGAUUUACUUAUGAGUACUUCGGAAUGUAGCCACCUUACACUGUCAGAGGCCAUCCCCUAUUGCAAACUUUGAGCUGGAGUGGCUCUCCAGUGUUUCAGGCAAGAUUAUUUCUUACCUUUGACGAUUUUUCUGGUCCUGGCGCAAUGUGUUAGCAGCAUUUACUGUAAUCCGUUCUAUCCCAUCCCCAGAUACGUAUUAAGAUCAGUAGGCAUAGCAACAAAUAUACAGAAACUUAAAUCAAGCAGUGGCUUGCCCUGCUUUACUCCUAGAACAGAAUAGGAAGAUGUGCUUAUUAGAGGAACAGUUCUCCCACGAAAUCCAGUGCAGCUCGAGGGGAGCCUUCUGUUAAGGGCAAUUCUAGCUCCUGGGGUAAAGCGGAAAACUUUUAAAUGUCUCAAUAGUCCCUUCCCUUGUAAAAAUGGCUACCUACUGUUCUGAUUCCCCACAUCUUUUGUAACCAAAAAUGUUUCCUCCUUAGUUUGACAUACGUGCAGUAAGCUAAAAGGGGAGACACAUAUUUUGUCUUUAUACAACAAAACUAGCUGCUAUGAAUCAUUGUUCCUUUGUAUUUUUUAAAGCUAGGAUAUCAUACAUCUUGUAUAACACUUUCAAUACUUUCUUUUCUUGCACUAACACUGCUGGCUUUAACUGUGGAAUUCAAUCAGUUCCUAUUUCCUUAUUAAAAACACCACAAAACAAAUCCCAGGUAUGACCCCUAAAGAUGAUAGUUUGGGGGGGGGGGGGGGGGGUUUGCAGCUUUAAAGACAUUUCCUUAUUUAAUAAGAUGUUUGGCGUAGCUGGUUUUAGCCAGCAUCAUGCGCAUCUUGCGAUACAGGAGAAGGAACAUGCUUUGCUUGUUUACGAUUUCCUCCAUUAAUGGCAUUAAAGGGUGCACCAAAA
Messenger RNA from Anolis carolinensis (green anole), 3230 nucleotides. RefSeq names its product ornithine decarboxylase antizyme 2 (gene oaz2). Gene Ontology annotation, biological process: positive regulation of protein catabolic process. The record is from RefSeq and is marked reviewed. Gene Ontology annotation, molecular function: ornithine decarboxylase inhibitor activity. Gene Ontology annotation, cellular component: cytoplasm; nucleus. NCBI's taxonomy places the organism in Eukaryota, Metazoa, Chordata, Lepidosauria, Squamata, Anolidae.